UAGUUAGCUGCUAGCAUAGUAUGCUAAUGGAGUUCUGAUUAUUUUUGUUAUUGUAAUUAAAAGGUUUCAGAAGACAUAUAUCACCUUUCCAUAAGUGCGAGGAUACUUUACUUUUGGACGGAAUUACUGUUUCAACGGGGAACCCGUUUUCCGAGUAUGAAACAACCGAAUGUAUGAGUUAGCGCGUGGGUAUGUUUACAAAACAGGUGAAGCUCCCCAUCCGAAAGUUAGCUAGGCGAUCUAGCUAGCUAUAUCAAGCCAAUUAGCUAUCCAAAUAGCACAACGGGAAGUAAAAUGUGUUGGAUAAUGCCAUAGUAAAUAUAUUUUACUAAUCUAGAUUUACAAAUCUGGGUACAGUAAAUUGCUGAAGUUGUAGAUGAAGUUAUAGCUAAAAAGCUAAAUUAGCUUGCGAAUGUUUUGGCGCAACCUUAAGGUUCCCCACGCGCAGAACUGUGAUUACACUGAAGAAGAUAAAGUAUGUAAAUUAUAUAAAUAGUCUCUAAAAAGACUACGAAUGGGAAAGCACAUGAUAUUCUUGUUAUGACGACAUUGUGUUCACCUGUUGACGUCGUCACAUUAUACCUAUACACUAGCUAUAACUAACGUUAUAGUCUAGCUAAAUAAAUUGUGGGUUUGUCAACAUGGCAAGUGCCUUAGCAGCUAAAAUGGGACUCAACUCAUUGAGAAGAAAACAAGCCAAGAACUUCAAUGUCAGGAUCACCACAAUGGAUGCAGACAUGGAAUUCAGUUGUGAGGUCAAAUGGAAGGGAAAAGAUCUUUUUGAUCUGGUGUGCCGGGCUCUGGGACUGAGAGAGACGUGGUUCUUCGGGUUCCAGUAUGAUGUCAAAGACACUGUAGCCUGGAUCAAGAUGGACAAGAAGGUUUUGGACCACGAUGUGUCCAAGGAGGAACCAAUCACCCUUAAUUUCCUGGCCAAGUUUUACCCUGAGAACGCAGAGGAGGAGUUGGUUCAGGACAUCACUCAGCAUCUCUUCUUCCUACAGGUGAAGAAUAAGAUCCUGGAAGAGGAGAUCUACUGCCCUCCUGAAGCCUCGGUGCUGCUGGCCUCCUAUGCCGUCCAGGCCAAGUAUGGAGACUAUGACCCCAAUGUCCACAAACUAGGCUUUCUGGCUCAAGAGGAACUCUUACCAAAGAGGGUGAUCAACCUUUACCAAAUGACAGCAGAGAUGUGGGAGGAGAGAAUCACUUCUUGUUAUGCUGAGCAUAGAGGGAGGACAAGGGAAGAUGCUGAGAUGGAGUACUUAAAAAUAGCUCAAGACCUGGAGAUGUACGGCAUCAAUUACUUUCCCAUCAGGAACAAGAAGGGAACAGAUCUCCUGCUGGGAGUGGAUGCCUUGGGUCUACAUAUCUACGAUCCAGACAACAAGUUAACCCCCAAAUGUUCCUUCCCCUGGAAUGAGAUUCGCAACAUCUCCUACAGCGACAGAGAGUUCGCCAUAAAGCCUCUGGACAAGAAAACAGACGUGUUCAAGUUCAACUCCUCCAAGUUGAGGGUUAACAAGUUGAUCCUGCAGCUGUGCAUGGGGAACCAUGACCUGUUCAUGCGGAGGAGGAGGGUGGACUCUCUAGAGGUGCAACAGAUGAAGGCCCAGGCCCGAGAGGAGAGGGCCAGGAAACGGGUGGAGAGGCAGCGGUUAGAGAGGGAGAAGCACCUGAGAGAGGUAGCAGAGAGAGCCAGGGACGAUCUGGAAAGGAGACUGAUACAGCUACAGGAUGAAGCCCACAUGGCCAAUGACGCUCUGCUUCGUUCUGAGGAGACAGCAGAUCUCCUGGCUGAGAAGGCCCAGAUAGCUGAGGAGGAAGCGAAGCUGCUGUCCCAGAAGGCUAGUGAGGCCGAGGCCGAAAUGCAGCGUAUCAAGGUGACAGCCAUCCGCUCAGAGGAGGAGAGGAGAAUGAUGGAGCAGAAGAUGCUGGAGGCGGAGAUGAUGGCCCUCAAGAUGGCUGAUGAGUCAGAGAGGAGGGCAAUGGAGGCUGACCAGCUGAAGCAGGACUUGCAGGAAGCCAGGGACUCUGAAAGGAGGGCCAAACACAAGCUGCUAGAGAUCACCAGCAAGUCUACCUACUCGCCCUCGGCCGUCCCAGGUGAUGCGAUGCCUCCAGACCUGAGCUUCAGCAGAGAGAACCUGAGCUUCGACUUCAAAGACACAGACAUGAAGCGCCUCUCCAUGGAAAUCGAGAAGGAGAAGGUGGAGUACAUGGAGAAGAGUAAGCACCUUCAAGAGCAGCUGAAUGAGCUGAAGACAGAGAUAGAGUCUCUGAAGCUGAAGGAGCGAGAAACGCCUCUGGAUAUACUCCACAACGAGAACACUGAGAAGGGCACCAGCAAGCACAGCAACUUCAAAAAGCUAACUCUACAGAGCACCAAGACCAGAGUGGCUUACUUUGAAGAACUAUAGAUGUCACCAGGGACGUGUGUGUGCAUGCUUGACUGUGUGUGUGCGUGCUUGACUGUGUGUGUGCGUGCUUGACUGUGUGUGUGUCUGUUUGCGUGCGAACGAGUCUGUUUGCGCCCACGUCUGUUUGCGCCCACGUCUGUGUGCGUGCACGUGUGUCUGUGUGGACAUGUCUCUGGAGAAACUUUAUCACUGCAGUACAUUCCAUACUACGUGACCUUUGGCUUCAUUUCACCACAACUGCGGUCAAACGAUGGACCACUGCCUAGGUCAAAACUAAUUUAAGAACUGAAGUUUACAUACUGUAUAGGCCAAGAGAGACAAAUCAUGAGUUACACUUUAAUUUACAUUCUACUACUUCUUACCUGAUAUUUACCUUAAAAUAACCAAACAAUACUCACAAUAACUACAGUUUGUGUUAUUUGUGUAACAUUGAAACAAACAUACUAUUUACCAUUCACUAGCAGGUAGGUAAAGUAUGUUUAAUUAUGUAUCAGUAUCCUUACCACUCAAAUAAGUGCGUAAUGAGUAUUAACAGGUAAAUACCACUGAAAAAUUACAGUACAAUAUUAUCAACUCGUAUCACGUCACCUCAAGUCUCUGGCUGCCGUAAGUUAAUUUCUGUAUAGGUGUUCUCUAGUAUGAAGGUACCAAGUGCACUAUAUUCUGUUCUACCCUUUAAAAGCAGAGUGGAAUAGCCUUUGAACUCUGGGUGAAGAUGAAGGAAUGGUAAGAGUAUUACAGUACAAUAAUCCGGUGUACAUCUAGCACAGUUUUCCUGAAUCCUGAUACUGGGGACCCACAGCGAUGCACAUUUUUGUUGUUUUGCCCUAGCAUUAACACACUUCAUUCAACUAAUCCGCUCCUCAUCAAUGCUUUGAUUAGUUUAUUCAGUUGGGCUGGGGCAAAAACCAAACUAUGUGUGCGGUGAACAUUUUGAAUCCCCAUGACCAGGAUUGGGCAAAACUGAUCUAACCUAUCGUUGGUACUUUUGGGAAACUUGAGUUUGCAUUCCAUUGUAUUGAUCUAAUACGGUGCACUCUGAAACUGUUUGCAUAUUUUGUUACAUUACAGACUUAUUCUAAAAUAUAUUAAAUACAUUUUUUGCCUCAUCAGUCUACACACAAUACCCCAUAAUGACAGA
Messenger RNA from Salvelinus namaycush (lake trout), 3558 nucleotides. RefSeq names its product neurofibromin 2a (merlin) (gene nf2a). NCBI's taxonomy places the organism in Eukaryota, Metazoa, Chordata, Actinopteri, Salmoniformes, Salmonidae. The record is from RefSeq and is a predicted model, not a curated record. Gene Ontology annotation, biological process: regulation of cell shape; regulation of organelle assembly; positive regulation of protein localization to early endosome. Bases 642 to 2417 code for a protein of 591 amino acids. The transcript is spliced from 16 exons. Gene Ontology annotation, molecular function: cell adhesion molecule binding; actin binding. Gene Ontology annotation, cellular component: filopodium; plasma membrane; cytoskeleton.